GGCAACAACUCGGGUUUUACUAGUGGUGUUUUCAAUUCAUAGGCACUUCUUAUAUUCUAACGAAUUGUUUUCAUUGUGAAUGUGUAUACACUAACCGGCAAAAUUGAGUCGGUGUUAUCUGACUACAUUUCAUCUUUUGAAGUGUUACAAAUGGAUUUAGGACUGUCCAGCACAGCUGUACAACAAAAGGCAAAGAAAUAUCCAACAAUCGGUGAAUUGAUGGAUUCACUGCAACUGCCCGAUUUCUUCAAUGGUGCUAGCAGCACCAAAGGUGAGCUGGCUUCUUACGCUUCUAAGAUGUUUUAUGUGGAGUCAAUCGAUUGCUCUCCGCUCGAUGUACUUGACCCAACACUUGAACGUGCGCUUGACCUGAGUGAGUACAUAUGUCAAGACUUUUUCGACCAUCACAGAAACAACUUUUCUACUCAAAUUUCCUCAGAUUUCUCGGAACUCCAGAGCCUUCCCCAGGUCGUGCUAGGCGCAACAGCUGUUGUCCACGACGGGAAGUACCCAUGCGAGGGGUCAGUGCUACCCCAGCCUGAGGUCAACUUCCUGGAGCCCAAUCAGAGCCCUGCUCCGUCUGAGGGCUCCAGUUAUUACAGCGACGACAGCACCAACACCACUCAACAUAUGCCGGAGUUCAGUCAGCUGACGUCACCGGGCUCUGAGGUUCCCAGUACGAGUUUCCCAUGGCAACAUUGUAGCAAUGUAAACAAUGAUAACUUUCCAUUAAGAACUGACUCCAGCAGUUUCGGGUUAAAACACGAACAUUUGAACAGAUUCGACGCGGAGGACUUUGGAGUACCGAGUUCUCUACCUCGUAUCCCACAGCCUCCACUCUCCACAUCAGAAGGAUCGUCGUUUCCAUUCGUCACCUCUCCCUCCACAUCUCUACCAUCACCUUCAUCUACGAUAUACUCAGUCUCAAGCCCCGGCACCCCCGGGCCCUCAGGCCCCAGCCGUGGACGCCGCCCCCACGGGUCUAGCACGCCCUACUCCUCCAAGUCAAGGAGACGCCACGUUGAGAAAGGCACCCAGGAGUACGUUGAGAAACGGGCCAGGAACAAUGUGGCCGUCAGGAAGAGCCGGGCCAAGGCCAAGGAAAAACAGCGGGAAACAGAGGGGCGUGUCAAGGGUCUGCUCGAACAAAACCACCAGUUGCAGAAAAAAGUGGAACUUUUAACCAAAGAACUCAACGUCAUGAAAAAUUUGUUCCUCAACGUCGGUGCUUCUAUACCUGACGAGUUUCUGAAAUUGAUUGGAGAUUCUUGACACCUUUGACUAUACUAGUUUCUAAAUAGUUUUUGUUUUUUUAAUUAUUAAAUGAACUGUUGCCAAAUGAACAUUGAAGAAAAAUGUCAACAGACUGAUAUUGGUGAUGUGGACAAUGGUGUUGUUAAACUAUGGUGAAGUUGACAAUGAUAUUGCGGUGACACCACACCAGUGUGACAGGCAGCGAAGACACCACAGACACCAAACACAUGCAUGUUGUGUGCUCAUUGCUAACUAAGCUUGUAAACAAAACGUGUAUUUGUGUGUUUCUAAUUUUAGAGCUGUGCUUAUUGAUUCAAUGGCUUUUUUGUAUGAUGUAAAUAGAUCGAGUCAAACUUAGUUGUAGCACACAAGCCCACCGCUGCAAACAGUGGGCUCAGUUGGGCUCAUUCAGUAGCCCAUGAGAAGUGGGCUGCUUCACAAGCCCAUGUAAGGUGGGCUCACUCACAAGCCCAUGUGAAGUGGGCUGCUUCACAAGCCCAUCAAUGCAAGCAGGUGGGCGUGGUGGGUAGUUAUACACUGAGACGUGUUUGUUGUUGUUUACUAUGUGUGAUCCCGGUUACUAUAAAUAACAUUCAUAUUUUUUCUAUCUACAAUUCAAAACAUAUUUCUAUUCUAUUUGCUAUUUUCAUGAUGCCAUUUUCAUGAUGCCACACCUACUCACAGAGUGGAAGGAGAAGUUCUGCGUGUGUGUCGACCUCUGUGAUCAUUGUUGCUAUUUUACCAUUAUGACAUUUUUAUAUACAUUUAUUUUUCUGUAAAGAAUGGGAGAUGGAUGGGAGGGUGAAAGAUGGUGUAAGGAUGUAAGAUUAUGUAAGAUGGUGGAACCUCACAAUUUCAUAGACUGUACAGUGUGUAUAAAUCCAGUCGCUCAUCUUUGAACCUGCUACACUAUUCCUGUAUCACCACACGUAUGAAUGUCACCACUGUUUACACCAUAUGGUGUCACCAUUGAACAUGGGACAUUACUAUAAAUGCAUGCCUAGCAAAUCCAUAUAUUUUGCCAAAUCCAACUUCUGAAAUCCACCAUAGACAAUAUUUUCUACAAACCCAGUCCCCCGACCGUAUGUGUUCAUUAGUUCAAAGUUCACGCGAACAGAACAAUAGUGUCUCAAAUAUUAUGAUGUAUACGGUCACAUGAUAGGCCAAGACCAAUCACUCGGCAGUAUUCUCAUUGACCCCUUAUAUACUACUGUAUUACCUGGACAUUAGCAAAAAUAAACUCUAUUUAGUACCAUCACUUUGUUGUCUGUAGAAUCACCACCAAGCUGUUAGUAGUACCAUCGCUAAUGAUGUGAGUAGUACCAUCACUAUGAUGUGAGUAGUACCAUCACUAUGAUGUGAGUAGUACAAUCACUAUGCUGGUAUGAGUACCAUCACUAUGCUGGUAAGAGUACCAUCACUGUGAUCUAAAUCAUCAACUCAUGCUGUUGUUUACUGAAUGAUAAUUUUGAGACUCUCCCCCGACAUGUGAUCCAAGUUUACAUUUUCUUUCUAUUGUGUUGGCUCUGUUUUGGAGCAAAGGUUGAUAUAUUAUAAUGAUAAAAUAUAAAAUACUUUAAAUGCAAACGAGUACUUUUUUUAUU
Physella acuta is the source of this 2858-nucleotide messenger RNA. RefSeq lists its product as uncharacterized. The record is from RefSeq and is a predicted model, not a curated record. Gene Ontology annotation, biological process: DNA-templated transcription; regulation of transcription by RNA polymerase II. Gene Ontology annotation, molecular function: DNA-binding transcription factor activity, RNA polymerase II-specific; RNA polymerase II cis-regulatory region sequence-specific DNA binding. NCBI's taxonomy places the organism in Eukaryota, Metazoa, Mollusca, Gastropoda, Physidae.